Gavialis gangeticus (Gharial) is the source of this 1214-nucleotide messenger RNA. It is a transcript of the gene PTGR2, whose product is annotated as prostaglandin reductase 2. Bases 105 to 1148 code for a protein of 347 amino acids. Lineage: Eukaryota; Metazoa; Chordata; Crocodylia; Gavialidae. The record is from RefSeq and is a predicted model, not a curated record. Gene Ontology annotation, biological process: prostaglandin metabolic process. The transcript has 10 exons. Gene Ontology annotation, molecular function: 15-oxoprostaglandin 13-reductase [NAD(P)+] activity.
GAGCGGUGCAAGCUGGGGAAGGAGCCUGUGCAGGGCAAGUAGGGGCUGGGGCGGCAGCGGCGCGUGGGUAAAAAUACUGAGGUGGAAGUCCUGCCAAAGUGGUGAUGAUUAUACAAAGAGUAGUACUCAGCUCACGCCCUGGUAAAACUGGUGUGCCAGUGCCAGAAAACUUCCAAACAGAAGAGGUCACAAUACCAGAUAAAAUCCAAGAGGGACAAGUAUGUGUUCGAACCCUUUACCUUUCUGUGGAUCCUUACAUGCGCUGUCGUAUGAAUGAAGACACAGAUGCUGAAUAUCUCCAGGCUUGGCAGCUCUCUGAGGUGGCUGAUGGUGGGGGCAUUGGUAUUGUGGAGGAUAGCAAACAUACACACCUUGUUAAAGGAGAUUUUGUAACUUCAUUCAACUGGCCCUGGCAGACAAAAGCCAUUUUAGAUGGAAGUCUGCUCCAAAAGCUGAAUCCACAACUCGUAGAUGGACACCUCUCUCACUUUCUUGGUGCUGCUGGUAUUACUGGGUUAACAGCCUUACUAGGAAUAAGAGAGAAAGGACAUGUGAUUCCAGGUGCCAAUCAGACGAUCGUUGUUAGUGGAGCUGCUGGUGCCUGUGGUUCUUUGGCUGGUCAGAUUGGUCGCCUAGAGGGCUGCUCCAGAGUGGUGGGAAUUGCAGGUACAGAUGAGAAGUGCUCCAUUUUGGUCUCAGAAAUGGGGUUUGAUGCUGCCAUCAACUACAAGAAGGGAAAUGUGGCAGAGCAGCUGCGGGACCUGUGCCCAGCUGGCGUGGAUGUGUACUUUGACAAUGUUGGUGGAGACAUCAGUGAUGCAGUUAUCAGUCAGAUGAAUCAGAACAGCCAUAUCAUCCUCUGUGGACAGAUUUCCCAGUAUAAUAAACCUAUGAUUUAUCCUCCUCCACUGGCUCCUGCAAUAGAAGAAAUAAAGAAAGCAAGGAAUAUCACAAGGGAGAGAUUUCUAGUGUUGAACUAUAUGGACAAGCACGAAGCUGGUGUUUUACAGCUCUGUCAAUGGAUCAAAGAGGGGAAACUGAAGGUCAGAGAGACUGUAACACAAGGUCUGGAAAAAACUGGUGCUGCUUUCCAAUCCAUGAUGACCGGAGGCAACAUAGGAAAACAGAUUGUUCUCAUUUCUGAAUAAAGAUUUUGCACCUUUUGUAUAAAUAUACCCAACAGGAAAAAUAAACGUUUAUGAUCCUGAAAUUGU